Messenger RNA from Brassica napus (rape), 9090 nucleotides. RefSeq lists its product as uncharacterized. The record is from RefSeq and is a predicted model, not a curated record. The coding region runs from base 1175 to 2632 and encodes 485 amino acids. NCBI's taxonomy places the organism in Eukaryota, Viridiplantae, Streptophyta, Magnoliopsida, Brassicales, Brassicaceae. The transcript has 2 exons.
UUAGUAUAUAUUUAUUAUUUCAUAAUAUAUAAAAGAAUAUAUAAUACCAAAAAGUAAUUUAUGUAUAAUAUUCAUUUCGCCCAUGGAUAUUAAUCUAAUAUAUAUAUAUUUGUUGUACGCAUAUCCAAUACUUUUUAGUUUUGCCGUUUUCCCGUCCCCAAUUCCAUACCAGUAUCCGUCCAUGUAUCUAUCUCAGUGCAACAUAAGGUAUUCGGUGCAACAUAGAUAAGCAUGCGCAUAUUCCACUGGUUUUAACUACAUCCAAUUUGGUCUGAGAUGUAUUUGAGUAGAACCUACCAGCUUGAUAUCAUAUUAUUAUACAAAAUCUCAAUGAUUCGCAUGUUGUAAAGAGAGGGGAGAGAUCAACGAGAGAAACAUGAAGCUCACUGUCUCCAAUGUUGUUAAACGUCCUGAACGUUCGACUUAAGGGCAUCAAGCCAAGCAGCCAACUGCCAGUAAUCACUUACUAACAUAAACACUAAACAUUCAAUGAUCCAUACAAAGCGUAAAAGAAGGUAUUUUUUUAUAAUUGCAAUGCAGAAGUGAAGUUGAAUCAAAAGAAGAAUCCCAUAAACUUAAUUCUAAUCAGUUAACAUAUUGGUCCCUUUGUAUCUAUAAAAAUAAAUAUGUUCUCGAACACUGUUAAUAUUACAGAUUAGGUCUUACUUUCAACUCAUUGUUAUUUUACUAUCAAAUAAUUUUGUAAUAUAAAGUAAAAAAUCAUCAACCCCAAGAAAAUAGAUUGAUUAAUUAAUCAGUUUAGUUGAGUUAUGUAUUAAAAAAUUGAAAAUAUACUUCAGGAGUGCAAUUUAUCAAAGUACACGGCGAGCCCUGAAAUCUCAAACAUGGAAAGUAAGAGUCUAAAGUCUCCGCCUCAACGGGGCAACACAAACGAAGACUCCUAAUUCUGCAGUUAACAACAGAUUUUAGACAAAGUUAAGAACCUUGCGUUGAUGAAAGCAUCACUUAAAGUGAUUACUAGGUACGGUAUUCGAAACCCACAUAAUAUGACACGCAAUACUGUAAAGGCCUAAUUAAAGGAAGGCAUUAACUUUACUUUUCUUGCAAGCCAAGCAAUAUCUUAAAGCCAACGGUACCUUCCUUCCACAGAAGGAUAGUGAGUGUCGUCUAUAAAUAAAGACUGAAGUUUCCUAAAAGUAACAAACAAACCCCUAUGGAAAACCUCUUCACCACUUUUCGUCUUACACAUUCCCUUGAAGAGUUUGGUCCCGAUUCCACCCAAAUUGAUGUAGUAAAUGAAUGCUUUAUUUGUAAAAUAAAGAUCUAUUACAAGUCCAAUUGUUUUCGUUGUCGUCUAUGUGACUUCGGUUUUCACAAAGAAUGUCAGACUACUUUGAUGGAGUCGAAUCUGACAAUAGAUCGUCCAAAGACACAUGAACAUAUGCUCACCUUCAUUCGCAAAAUGAACUCUUUCAACUGUGAUGCUUGCGGAUUGGUCGAUAAGUACGAGAUAAAUAUGUACGGAUGUUUGCCCUGUAACUUCUUUAUCCACAGAAACUGUAUUUAUUUACCAAAGGUUAUAAAGCUCACUCGUCACUCACACCGCUUGUUUCAUACUUAUCAAGUUCCCGAUUGUAACACAAAAUGUCGACGUUGUGAAAACACGUUUGUUCCCGGAUGCGGAGGAUAUAUUUGUAUUCACAAGACGUGUGAUUAUAAACUCCAUUCAUAUUGUGCAACGGAUAAAAACACGUGGGAUGGCAGUGAUGUGGAGGGAGAACCUGAAGAAACCAGUAACUCUGAUCAAGAUGUUACGUCGUUGAAGGAGGUAGAUGGCAAAACGUUUCGCCAUUUUAGUCACCACCAUGAUUUAAUGAGACUUUGUGUCAAUGGUGAGAAAGAAGAAGGCGAAGAACGAGUAUGUCAAGCAUGCAUCCUUCCUGUUGACUUUGAUUGUUUCUUGGGUUGUAAAGAAUGUGAUUUUGCACUCCAUGACACUUGUGCAAGUCUGCCUCGGAAGAUGGAACACACGUUUCACCGCCAUACAAUAACCCUAGAGGUGGACAUCGAAGAAGGGUUCUUCCGUUGCUCUAAAUGUGAACGAGAAUCAUGUGGUUUCAUGUAUCGGUGCUGCCAAGAGGAAUGUGACUUUAAAAUGGAUGCAAAGUGUGCUUCCCUUUCUGAUCCAUUAUACAGUCGAACCCACGAACACCCUCUCAGUCUAGCAGAUUAUGGGGCAAGUUGUUACAAAUGCAGUUUCUAUUUGGGUCCAAACCGGGUAAGUCUGCCAGUGUUGGUAAAAUGCAACUAUGACACUCAUCCACUUACCAUAUGUUUAUUUGAAUCAAUUAAAUCAUGGGUAUGGCCGCCGUUUCAUUGUGAAAUCUGUGAAAUAAGAAUAAAACCUAAAUAUCCUGAUUAUGAAGAUAUCUACGGCUGCUUCGAUUGCAACACCGUUGUACACGUCGAGUGUGCAAUAGGGAAAUACCCGUUUCUGAAACCUGGCCAUACGAUCAAACUGAAUGGUUUUGAGAUUGAGAUUGCAUCCAACAGUCUUUCACGGCCUAUAUGUCAUGCAUGCCACUCUACCUGCCAAGAUAAACUGGUUUUCAAGAAUAAGAGCAGUGCCAUCUCUUUCUGUUCUAUUAACUGUAUAACAACCUCUUCAUAGAAAACCCUAUUAAGAGCAGUGUGUAGAGUGCUUGCGUAAAACUAAUUUUACAUACUUCUCCUCGCAUAUAUAUUUACUUCAAACUUCUAAUCUCUUUUAUUUAUUGUUGAUGAAGUCUGUAUGAUAAAUAAGAUAUUGCUUUGCUUUCAUUUCAGUUGUAAAUUAAACUACCAUGAAUCGAAUAAAUUUGUAAGAUAACUUCGAAAAUCGUUUUCUUCAAGAAAUAGAUUGUAUGUUAAGUUAUCUUCUCUAAUAUAUUAGAUUAUGAAAAUAUACUUACCGCUUCAUGGUCGAAUCCCGUCCAACCAUCGGAUCUGUCCGGUUUUUAAAACACUGUGUUUAAGAGAAUAGAUUAUACUUAAGUUAAUUAUCUUCUAUACUGAAUUUUGAAAACAUACACAAAUCAUAUAUAACAGUGAACAUAAUUUUUUAGCUUUUUUGGUGAAAAGAAACUAAAAAGAGAUCAUUGAAAAUUUAUCUAUUUAUUAUACAGCAAAUCUAAAAUAAUACGACUACUGGCAAAUAUAUAAUUUAUUACAUAUCUUUUAAAUAAAACUGAAGAAAUUCCUAGUGACUCAUUUCGGACCAUAAGAUCCAAAACCCGAAAAGUAGGUUCUGCUCUUCGCAGUCCGUCCUUCUUUCAACACUGCGGUAAACUUCUAGACUAGGUUGCACGGGUACUCCAAAUUGGUGCCGUCUCAUGUAUCGGGUUCGUCGGGGGACGGGGACGUCUCGGGUAUGCCUAGGAAACGUCCCCAAUAUGUGUGAGGUGAACCCGGGACGUCAAGACUCAAUGGGUACGGGCUUGGUCAGAGAAAGAGACGUUCCGGAAACGUUUCCGCAGAAAAUAGACGUAUCCAUCUGAAUUUUUGUGUUAUAAGAAGUGUAAAAAAAUAAACCAUAUAUGUUUUUAACCUUUAAUGUGUUUAUUCUAUUAAUUUUGAAAAGAUCAAAAGUUGUAAUUAAAAAAAAAAUAGUGUCUCUCUCUUCGAUUCUUCCACUCUCACUUUAGUCUCUUGCACUUCCAUCUUCUUUCUCUUUGAAACUCAAGUCUCGACCAUAUCUCUCUCUGUGAUAUAUCAGCAACAGAAAACAGACGCACUUUCCUUCCCUUCUUGUCUCUUUGUUGUUUAUAUCACAAGCAAAACGCGUAAGCAUUUUCUUUACCUUCUUCUUGUAAUCUUAUCUUACGAAAAUAAUUCAUAUACAAUGUUUCUGUGUUUUUUAUACAAAGAUGUGACUGUCAGUUUAUAUGUAUCAUAUAUUUUUUUAGCUUAUUCUGUUGCUGUUUAGUAUUUUGAUCAAGUGUGUUUGCUGCUGUUUCUGUUGUUGUCUAGUAUUUUUAUCAAGUGUGUUUGCUAUUGUUUCUGUUGAUGUCUAGUAUUUUGAUUAAGUGUGUUUGCUGCUGUUAAAACUUAUGUUUCAGAUUUUAACAUUUUGACUUAUGGAUAUUUUUAUAAUUUCUUAUAAUAUGGUCGCCGUUUCUAUACCGUAACCGUAUCUACAAAUUUUAAGUUUGACGUUUUCAUCUCCACUCCCGUCCCAGUUUCUGGUCUCCGUCCCGGUCCCGGGGCUGCUUAGCUUCUAGAUGCUUCAUCGGCUUUCAUUCUUCUCUGUGUUUUAAAAGGCGAGCGCCUUUUGCGCCAAGGCGCAAGGCGCACUCAGGCGACAGCCCCAUCGCCAUGCACCUCCCAGGCGAGGGUAUGGUCCCUAAGGCGUGCGCCAUGGUGCGCUUUUAGCUAAAAUCUAACGCAUCUAAGGCACUAAAAGCGCUUGAAAGGCGCGCCUUGUAGAUUCCUAUCAAAACAUAAUGUUUUGACCUAACUUUAUUCAUGUCCUAUGUUCUAAUCGUGACAUGGCUGCCGUUCUGUUACAUGCUCUAAGUGAAGAAGACGACUAACUGUAACCUAAUUAACUCUAAUAAUAACUCAGCCCGGUUUAAUUCACUAAACCAUGUGCAUUCAAGUUAUUUUAAUGAACCAACUCAAUUAAUAAACUAACCAACCAAGAAAAAGGUUUAUUGAACCAAGUAUGAAAGUUUUUUAAACCAAUUUAGAACCAAUUGAAACAACUUUCUGGAACUGAGAAACGUCCCAAAGGCGAGCGAUUUAAUGCGCCAUGGCGCAAGGCGCAAAGCUAGGAGCAUAUCGCCUUAGUGCGCCUAGCGCUUUUUAAAACACAGAUUCUUCUGAUACAAAGUGUGUUUAUUGAAAUUGUUGAGGUUUAAAAGUGAAUCUAGAGAAUUGAAGAGACCAAGUGAAGUGUAACUAGAGUUGUUUGGAAUAUGUUCUAGAUGGUAGUGUAAGGUUGGAAGGAAGUUGAGUUUUGAAGAUGUUGAAAUUUGUAAGGGUUGAGGGCAAGUGCUUGCUUUUAUCAAUGAUGGCUCAAAUUAAGAGCCCGGGUUAAUCAUGCUCUAAGACUUUAAAGUCUCAGCCUCAAUGGGGCAACACAAACGAAGACUCCCGAUUCUGCAGUUAACAACAGACCUCGGACAAAGUUAAAGAACCUUGCGUUGAUGACAGCAUCACUUAAAUGAUUACUCGUACGCUAUUCGAAACCCAAAUUAUAUGACAUGCAAUAGUGUAAAGCCGCCCAUUGGAUAAAGCAAGGCAUAAACUUUAUUUUCCUUGCAACCCAAGCAAUAUCUUAAAAGUCAACAAUACGUUCCUUCCACAGAACGAUGAAUUCUCUAUAAAUGUAAUGACUGAGGUUUACUAAAAGUAACAAACAAACCCCUAUGGAAAACCUCAGCACCACUUUUCAUCCUAAACAUGUCCUUGAAGAGUAUGGUCCAGUACAUCCCAAUGACGGUGCAAAGAUAUGCAUAAUUUGUGAAACAUGUAUCUCUUCUCGGCCUAAUUAUUUUUAUUGUCGUGUAUGUGACUUCUUUUUUCACAAAGAAUGUCACACUACUUUGAUGGAGUCGAAUCUGACAAUUGAUCGUCCAAGGACACAUGAACAUAAGCUCACUUUCAUUCGCAAAACGAACUCUUUCAACUGUGAUGCUUGUGGAGAAGUCCGUAGCAAGAAGAUGAAUAUGUACGCAUGUUUGCCCUGCAACUUCUUUAUCCACAGAAACUGUAUCUAUUUACCAAAGGUUAUAAAGCUCACUUGUCACUCACACCGCUUGUUUCAUACUUAUCACGUUCCUGAUUGUAACACGGUCUGCUCACUUUGUUUUGCCUCGUUUGUUUCGGGAUGCGGAGGAUAUAUGUGUAUUAACAAGACGUGUGAUUAUAAACUCCAUUCAUAUUGUGCAACGCAUGAACUGAUUUGGGAUGGCAGAGAUGUGGAGGGAGAACCCGAAGAAACCAGUAACUCUGAAGAUGUUACGUCCUUGAAGGAUGUAGAUGGCAACACGUUCCGCCAUUUUAGUCACCACCAUGAUUUAUUGAGAUUUUGUGUCGAUGGUGAAGAUGAAGGAGACGAACGAAUAUGUCAAGCUUGCAUCCUUCCCAUUGACUUUGACAGUUUCUUGGGUUGCAAAGAAUGUGGUUUUGCACUCCAUGAAACUUGUGCAAGUCUGCCUCGGAAGAUGGAAUACCAGUUUCACCGCCAUCCGCUAGCCCUAGAGGUGGACAUCGAAGAAGGGUUCUUCAGCUGUUCUAAAUGUAAACGAGAAUCAUGUGGCUUCAUGUAUCGGUGCUGCCAAGAGGAAUGUGAGUUUAAAAUGGAUGCAAAAUGUGCUUCCCUUGCUGAUCCAUUAGACAAUGGAAUCCACGAACACCCUCUCACUCUAACAAACUAUGGGGCAAAUUGUAAUAAAUGCCGUUUCUAUUUGGGUUCAAAACAGGUAAGUCAGCCAGUGUUGGUAAAAUGCAACUAUGACAUUCAUCCACUUACCCUAUGUUUUUUUGAAUCAACUUAUUUAUGGUCGCAUGCAUGUCCGUUACGUUGUGAAAUCUGUGAAAUAAGAAUAAAACAUAAGUAUCGGGAUUACCAAGAUAUCUACGGCUGCUUCGAUUGCAACACCGUUGUACACGUCGAGUGUGCAAUAGGGAAAUACUCGUUUCUGAAACCUGGCCAUACGAUCAAGCUGAAUGGUUUUGAGAUUCAGAUUGCAUCCAACAACAGUCUUUCUCGGCCUAUAUGUCAUGCAUGCCACUCUACCUGCCAAGAUAAACUGGUUUUCAAGAAUAAGAAAAAUGUCACCAUCUCUUUCUGUUCUAUCAACUGUAUAACAACCUCUUCGUAGAAAACCCUCCUCCAACCAUAACUUCUACCUUUCUCAUUUUAUUUUACUCUUGAUCAAGUCUGUAUGACAAUAAGACCUUGCUUUGCUUUCAGGUUAUUUGUAAGUUAAACUACCAUCACUCGAAUAAAUUUGUAACGAUAACUUUAUAGAAAAUACCUUCAAGAUAAUAUAUUACAGUUAUGUUAAAUUUAUCUAAAAAAAUACUCCCAUCAUCAUUUAAACUUGCACACAAUGAUUUAAAAACUUCUCUAACCACAUGAUUAAAUAACAAAUUCUCAGAGGUGGUGUUUGCAACAGACUGCUCACAGUUGGUGAAGAUGGUGUCUACUCCAACAGAAUGGCCGGCGUUCACUACUCACAUGGAAGAGUUUCUACGAUGUAAGGAAUACUUCUCUACUUUCACUAUCCAGCAUAUUCCAAGGGCACAAAACACGAUGGCGGAUAAGCUAGCACGAGGUGCUAGGACUCAGCCUUCUGCUAUGGUUUAUGUUGACUCCGUUCCUCCGAGAUGGUUCUCGGCUCAGGAAUCUACUUAGUUUAGCUUUGCUUCUUUGUUGAAAAAAAAAAAAAAAAAAAAUAACAAAUUCUCCAUGUUAUAAACAGAACAUUAUUACAUAAGAUUUUGGGUUUUUUGUUUAAUGGCAAAAAAAAGUUGAUAAAGAAAACAAAAAAAAGGACUUGGAUGCAUAAAUAUGGAAAUAAAAACUGAAUGGACCCCCACUCGUUCCGGACCAUAAAGUAGGUUCCUGCUCUCUCUCUCUCUCUCUCUUCGCCGUCCUUCCUUCUUUCAACACUUUCCCGAGCUGUGGUAAUAAGCUUCUAGAUGCUCUCUGUAACAUCCUGAGUUGUGAUAUGUGAAAAGGCUUAAGAGAAUUGAUUUGGCUACCUAUGUCACCAAAGUUGACUUACAUUUUCCGGAACACAUCCUGAAAGAACUCCAAAGUUAAGCGUGCUUGAGCUGGAGUAGUGAAAGAAUGGGUGACCUAUCGGGAAGUAAUUUGCGAUAGCGUGUGAGUGAGGCCAAAGCAUGGGAAAAUGUCGGGUGGUGAUUGCAGAGUCAGUAAACAAUGAUUUCGAGCUUUUGGAAAAUUAAUAGACAGACCGUCAGACGGGAUGAGGCCCACGGGCCAAGAGAGCGGGCGUGGGUGGCCCAUUAGCCGUGGGCGGGUCGGAGCGUUACAAGUGGUAUCAGAGCUGGUUAGCUAUCUCGGUUCUGACCUGAGAGGCGUCUUGAGACCUGUCGUGGGCCGCAACGAGGACGUUGGGUUCUUUGAGAGGGGGUGAAUUGUAACAUCCCGAGUUGUGAUAUGUGAAAAAGGCUUAAGAGAAUUGAUUUGGCUACCUAUGUCACCAAAGUUGACUUACCUUUUCCGGAACACAUCCUGAAAGAACUCCCGAGUUAAGCGUGCUUGAGCUGGAGUAGUGGAAGGAUGGGUGACCUAUCGGGAAGUGAUUCGCGAUAGCGUGCGACUGAGGCCAAAGCAUGGAAAAAGGUCGGAUGGUGAUUGCAGGGUCAGUAAACAAUGAUUUCGAGCCUUUGGAAAAUUAACGGACCGACCGUCAGACGGGAUGGGACCCACGGGCCGAGAGAGCGGGCGUGGGUGGCCCAUUAGCCGUGGGCGAGUCGGGGGUUACACUCUCAUUCUUCAUCUAUCUUUUGUCGAUUAACGACUUGAACACGUAGUAGAUCAUCGGAAAAUUUUGUCUCUUUUGGUUCGCAACCUUCGCCAUGAUUGCAGGUCUGUCUCACCUCAGGAUAGACGAUAUGAGAAGGAGAGGUCAUACUCUCGCUCACCACCAAAAAAUUAUUCAAGUGGAAGUCAUGGGAGGGUGAGGAGCCGUAGCCCAAGAAGUGUAAGCGUGAGCCAAGGAAGAAGUGUAAGCCCGAGAAGAACACAGGAGCUAUACACGCCUGAACAAGCCAGGAGGCCGGUUGCUAGGCAGAGGAGGAGCAGGAGCAGGAGUCUAAGCCCUCGUGGAGAAAGAAAUGGAGACCGUUCUCCAAGUCAGUGAUUUUCACACACACCCAUGUAUCUCUCUCUCUACACACCAGUUCUGCAGUCUUUUUGUUUUUGAUAAAGUUUCAAAGACUAUCUGUGUUUUUGUUUUAUGUUUUGAUUAAUGAAUGAACUUAAAAGACAUGACAAUGAGGUUGCAUGUGCCUUUUUGUCAUCUUAUCUCUUUAGAGAUCUCAUCUAGCGUUGUUGUUAUGGUGAGUGAAAGAAGAUGGUCCUACUAGGAAAUGUGGGAGCGUUUUGACGUA